Caenorhabditis bovis is the source of this 624-nucleotide messenger RNA. Lineage: Eukaryota; Metazoa; Nematoda; Chromadorea; Rhabditida; Rhabditidae. The record is from the annotation of a GenBank genome assembly.
AUGACUGGGCCGCCCGACGACAGCGGGCGAUAUAAGCUGGCAACGGUGCCGAAUGCGAUUUGUGUUGCUCGAAUCGCGUGCACGCCGAUCAUUGGCUAUCUCGUUUGUCAGAAUCAAUUCACACCCGCGUUUGUCUUGUUCACCGGCGCCGCACUAUCAGAUAUUCUUGACGGCUGGAUUGCGCGGAAUAUCCGAGGACAAGCUUCACUUCUUGGAUCGGUCUUGGACCCGAUCGCCGACAAAUUGCUAGUAUCGACAAUGUUCAUCACGAUGACAUAUUCGGGAUUGAUUCCGCUGCCACUGACGGUUGUCGUCCUAUUAAGGGAUGUGCUGUUGAUCGUUGGCGGAUUCUACAAGCGCUAUCAGACGAUGGAGCCGCCGUAUUCGCUGAAUCGCUUCUUCAAUCCGCAAGUUUCUUCGAUGCAAGUUGUUCCGACGGCGAUGAGCAAGAUCAACACUCUAUUCCAAUUGUCGAUUGUUGAAUUAUCGCUGGCUUCGCCGGUUUUCGAUUUUUCCGCCCAAGUGAAUAAUGUGAUUUUUGGGCUUGGAUGUGCGACUGCGUUCACCACGAUCUAUUCGGGUCUUCAAUAUGCCAGUGGGCGUGCUUUCAAGAAAAUUGUUUAA